Messenger RNA from Suillus discolor, 1024 nucleotides. Its product is annotated as scaffold protein Nfu/NifU N terminal-domain-containing protein. The coding region runs from base 48 to 944 and encodes 298 amino acids. The transcript has 4 exons. Gene Ontology annotation, biological process: iron-sulfur cluster assembly. Gene Ontology annotation, molecular function: iron ion binding; iron-sulfur cluster binding. NCBI's taxonomy places the organism in Eukaryota, Fungi, Basidiomycota, Agaricomycetes, Boletales, Suillaceae. The record is from RefSeq and is a predicted model, not a curated record. Gene Ontology annotation, cellular component: mitochondrion.
GCACCCAGGUCCGACGCAUAUACUAGUGCUUAGUACUUACGACCGUCAUGUCUAGGCUUGCCUCCAGAUCUAUUAGAGCUCUGUCAAGCGCACGCUCUGCCUCGAACCGCACCAUCGAGUCUGCAGUUCGGUCCUGGACAAGAUCAAUUUCAUCCACGCCUGUACGUGCAGCAGUACACCGCGGACCCACUCUUGCAACUGCCUCAGGCAUUCACGCCUCAAAAGCUGCCCCAUCGUUUGGCGUAUCAUCCCAAAAAUGUCGAUCCAUGUUCAUACAGACAGAGGUCACGCCAAACGACGAUUCCCUUAAAUUCAUACCUGGUGUAAGUGUCAUGGGCGAAGGAACAGCCGAGUUUCUUGACACGCGAUCAGCGUUAAAAUCUCCACUUGCUAUACGUCUUAUGGGCAUUGAGGGUGUCAAAGCUAUUUUUUAUGGACCAGAUUUCGUUACUGUGUCGAAGGACAGCGAAAACCCAUGGGCACUCCUCAAGCCAGAGAUAUACUCGAUACUUAUGGAGCAUUUUUCUGCCGGCUUGCCACUUUUCCGGUCGGAAGAGGAUAAAGAAGCUGCUGGCCCUCAGGACACGCGGAUUCUUGACACAGACUCUGAGACGGUAGCAAUGAUCAAAGAGCUGCUCGAAACUCGUGUCCGUCCAGCUAUUAUGGAGGAUGGUGGUGAUAUAGAAUACCGAGGGUUUAAUGAUGAAGGCUUUGUAAAAGUUAAAUUGAAAGGAAGCUGCAGAGGGUGCUCAUCUAGCGCUGUAACAUUGAAGUCCGGAAUUGAGAGGAUGUUGAUGCAUUAUAUCCCGGAGGUGAAGGGUGUAGAGCAGAUCUUGGAUGAAGAGGAGGUUAUUGCAUUGGAUGAGUUUGCCAAACUCGAGGAACGGCUGGCGAAGAAUGGAAAGAAUAAAGAUUCCAAGAUGGCGCCGUAUAUGUCCGUAUGAGAGCCUGUUACCUUACUUUACACUGCUGAAUAUGACCGCAUACUGUUUGCUGCCUCCGAAUAGUGGCAGAACCCUCGACG